AAUACAUUGUAAAUAAUUCAAAGUGCCUAAAACCCUUUAUCCAGCUUUGCGGCUGAUUAGAGACGCAGCGAGAGAACGCAAAACGGAAGCUAAAAACUCGCUGAUCAUGCCACUAUCGCCACUGUUGCUGCUUUGACGUCGACAGCGACCGCAGCAGAGGCAGCAACAGCCAAGCAGCGACGACGCCUUGUGGCUGCGACUGGAACAGAAUUAGAGCGAUCGAGUCUGGUGCAGAUCAGUUGCUGGCGUGCGCUCUAACCCUGCGGGUGUGUGGUGAUCGUGAUUGUUGAUCCGUUGAUCGUGCAAGGAUAUCGAGCACAAUUCUUAAAUUCUGCCCCCCGUUAAUAUUUCUUGUUGUCGUCGUCCUUGUUGGCAAUGCGCAAGCGCAAAGUGCAAACAAAUGUUCGAGUUCAUUGUGAUAAGUGUGCCAAAUAAUUAAAACUCAAGUGAGAAACAUUUCAAGUGGCAAAGAGUGAACAUUCCGCAUACCCAAUAUAUACUAUAUACAUACCAUACAAACACAUUUACAUAUAUAUAUAUAGUCUACACAUUUGUGUGUUGUUUGUCCAAGAAAUUCGUGAAGGAGGAGCGCCAAACGCUGUCGAUUAAUACAAAUCAGCAGAGAAAUGGAUUUAUCGAGGCGGUUGCGCUCAACUGCCUUGGUAGCAUUCAUUGUCCUAAUUGGCAUACAGAACACAGAAAGUAGAUUCCCUGGACUACGCGCUAAAAGACAGUAUGGUGCACAAUUGUAUUUGCCCGGUAGCUAUGUGACGCCCGGUGGCGAGGGUGAUGAUCCCAACGAGUGGUCAGCCUGGAGCUCCAGCUCCGACUGUUCCCGCACCUGUGGAGGCGGUGUCUCCUACCAGACGCGCGAGUGCCUACGACGAGACUACAAUGGCGAAGCUAUGUGCAGCGGUGGCAGUCGUCGUUACUAUUCGUGUAACACGCAGGAUUGUCCCGAAGAGGAGGCUGACUUUAGGUCGCAGCAAUGCUCACGCUUCAAUGACAAAAAAUUCGAUGGUGUCCUCUACGAGUGGGUGCCCUACACCAAUGCAGCCAAUCCCUGUGAGCUAAACUGCAUGCCGCGUGGCGAACGCUUCUACUAUCGUCAGAAGGAGAAGGUCGUCGAUGGCACACGGUGUAAUGACAAGGACUUGGAUGUCUGUGUGAAUGGAGAGUGCCUGUCCGUCGGCUGUGACAUGAUGCUGGGAAGCAACGCCAAGGAAGACAAAUGUCGAAAGUGCGGCGGUGAUGGUAGCACUUGCAAGACCAUUGACAACAACUACAGCUCCGGUGAUCUCGCUGCGGGUUACAAUGAUUUGCUGCUCAUACCUCAAGGAGCAACGAAUAUACGCAUUCAGGAAUCGACGCCAUCCAAUAAUUAUUUGGCCUGUCGCAAUCAGACGGGACACUAUUAUCUGAACGGUAACUGGCGCAUUGAUUUCCCGCGUCCCAUGUUCUAUGCGGGCGCCUGGUGGAAUUAUCAGCGUAAACCGAUGGGAUUUGCUGCUCCUGAUCAGUUGACUUGUAGUGGUCCCAUUUCUGAGAGUAUCUACAUUGUUAUGUUGGUACAGGACAAGAACGUAAGCGUGGACUACGAGUAUAGUAUUCCUGAAUCAUUGAGCCACAGUCAACCCGAUUCGCAUACAUGGACACAUCGUGAGUUUGGGCCAUGCAGUGCACAAUGCGGUGGUGGCACACAGUCACGUCAGGUUAGCUGUCACAAUCGCAUUAACUUGCAAGAAGUUGAUGCUGCUCUUUGUGAAGCAGAGUCUAAGCCAGCCGAGAGUCAAGUUUGCGGCACGGAGCCUUGUGCUCCACACUGGGUAGAGGGCGAAUGGUCAAAGUGCUCAAAGGGCUGUGGUUCGGAUGGCUUCCAAAAUCGCACUGUCACCUGUGAACGUAUUUCUUCUGAUGGUACUCAUACGUCGGAAGAUGAUGCAGUCUGUCUGAAGGAAGUCGGCAACAAACCAGCAACGGCUCAGGAGUGCAAUCGUGAUGUCAAGAACUGUCCAAAGUAUCAUUUGGGUCCCUGGAAGCCAUGCGAUAAGUUGUGCGGUGAGGGUAAGGAAACCAGAAAGGUUAAGUGCUUCAUCAAAGAAAAUGGACGCAAACGAGUUUUGCCUGAUGAGGAUUGUGUGGAAGAUAAACCCGAAGAGGAGAGAUCUUGCCUGCUAACACCCUGUGAGGGCGUCGAUUGGAUCGUAUCCCAGUGGAGUGGAUGCGAAGCUUGCGGUCAGGAUACUGAAACUCGAACUGCUAUUUGUGGCUCUAAGAAUGGAAAGGUCUAUCCAGAGAAGUUUUGUGGAUCCAAAGCUCCAGAGCUAUCGAGAUCGUGUACUUCAUCGAAGUGUGACUCUCAAUGGUUCACAUCUGAAUGGAGCAAGUGCUCAGCAGCGUGCGGAAAGGGUGCUCAGUCCCGUAUUGUUAUGUGUGGAGUUUUUGAUGGCAAAGGUAUUAAGACGGUUGACAAUUCUAAGUGUGAUGCAGCUACGAAGCCUGAAGCGAAGCAGGAAUGCGAAGGCGAUGCGAAGGAAUGUCCUGGACAAUGGUUCACGGGUCCGUUCGGUCAUUGUAGCAAGCCUUGCGGUGGCGGUGAACGCGUUCGUGAGGUAUUGUGCCUAUCCAACGGCACAAAGUCCGCCAAUUGUGAUGAAUUGAAGGUCCAAUCUAUUUCCGAAAAAUGUAAUACUCAGGCAUGCACCAAGGAUCAAGUUCUACCAGUCAGUAGUACUGAUAAACCCAUUGAGGAUGAUGAGGAAGAAUGUGCUGAUGAUGAAUUCGAGUUGAUCUCAAGUGAUGUAAUAGAUGAAACCAAGGUCACUGAAUCUGUUGAUCUCGAUGAUGUUACCGAUACGAUGGCUUCGCUUUCAACUGACGAUUUGAUGUUGAGUGAUAGUCCAUAUACGUCUUCAGGAGACUCCUCUGAUACAACAGAAAGCACCGUUGAAGGUUCAGGCUCAGAAUCUACUUCAGAGAACAGUAUUUCGACUGAAGGCAGUGGAGAUGAAGAAUCCAGUUCAACAGAUGUGUCAGGUUCUACAGAUGCAUCCAGCUCGACAGAAUCCUCAAGCUCUACAGAUGUAUCAGGAUCAACAGAAGCUUCAAGCUCCACAGAUGUUUCUGGUUCGACUGAAGUGUUAGGAUCAACUGAUGCUUCAAGCUCAACAGAUGCUUCAAGCUCAACAGAUGCUUCAAGCUCAACAGAUGCUUCGAGCUCAACAGAUGCUUCAAGCUCUACUGACGCUUCCAGCUCUACUGACGCUUCCAGCUCGACCGAGUCUUCCAUUUCAACUGAAGUAUCAGGUUCUACGGAUGCCUCAGCUUCAACAGACGCAUCCAGCUCAACAGACGCAUCUAGCUCAACAGACGCAUCCAGCUCAACAGACGUCUCCGGUGCUACUGAAGGAUCAGCCUCGACUGAGGUUUCAGGAUCAACAGAAGUCUCUGGUUCAACGGAAGUUUCAGGUUCUACCGAAGCGCCAGGUUCAACCGAUGCAUCUUCCGAUACAUCAGGAUCCACUGAAGUUGCAGGAUCAACUGAAGAGUCAAGCUCGACUGCAGAGUCGGGCUCAACAGAUGUUUCAGGAUCCACUGACGAUUCUACAGACACAACAGUUUCUGGAUCAACGGAUUCAAGCGAUUCAACGUCCGAUUCAUCAGCAUCCACUGAUAACGCGAGUAGUAGUCAAUCAGAAUCAUCGACAGAAUCAACAGAAACGACGGUUUCAUCAUCAACAGAAAGUUCAACCGAUGCAUCGUCAAAUGGAUCAACUGAAAGCUCUACUGUCGGAUCGUCUGAUAUCACCACCGAGAGCUCAACAGAUGGUUCAUCUGAUGGUUCUUCUGAUAACUCCACCGAUGGUUCGACUGAUGGCUCAACCGAUGGCUCAACCGAUGGCUCAACCGAUGGUUCAACCGAUGGCUCACAAUCGACAGAAUCGACGAUCACACAAGGCUCUGAAUCUACUGAAAGUACCUCCGAAGGGGCAAGCACCGGCUCAACUCUUGAAGGUAGCACUGAGGAUAGCAGCUCCAGUUCGUCGGAUAGUUCUGGCUCUACUGACGUCUCUGAAACAACUGAGUCUGCUGGAUCAACUGAUUCUUCCGUCUCGACAGAUUCUACCUCCACAGUCUCUCCCGAUACCACGGGAUCUACCGAAGUUACCUCGUCUGUCUCUGACAUCUCUUCAACUAGCGAUUCGACAUUAACUACUGAAAGUGGACCUACAACCGAAAGUGGAGCUACGACCGAAAGUGGGGCUUCUACGGAAAGUGGAGCUACUACUGAAAGUGGAGCUACUUCCGAAAGUGGAGCUACUACCGAGAGUGGUGGUACCACUGAGACAACCGAAAGUGGACCUACUUCUGAAUCAACAUCAGAAGGUUCCACUGACAGUUCCCUGUCAACCGAGGAAGAAACCACCAACGAUAUCUGGAGUUCUACAGAUUCAAGCACUCCACAUACUUGGGAGACUACGCUUACACCUGAUAAGGAGACAUUGCGUAAAUGUAAGUCCAAGAAGAAGAAUUGUGACAAGUCAGAGUUUGGUUGCUGUCCCGAUGGUAAAACAACAGCUAAGGGUCCAUUCGAUGAAGGUUGUCCCAUUGCGAAAACUUGCGCUGACACCGAAUUCGGAUGUUGUUCGGAUGGAGUUUCUCCAGCCGAAGGCAAAAAGAACAAAGGAUGUCCCAAAUCCGCAUGUGCGGAGACACUUUUCGGCUGUUGCCCAGACAAAUAUACUGAAGCUGAGGGCGAAGAUAAUGAAGGUUGCCCAGAACCAACAACACUGCCACCAACAACGACAACAGAAGCAACAGAAGGUGAAACCACAACAGAAUUUGAUGGUUCAGGUUCUGGUGACACUUCAAUCUCAACAGAAGCCGAUACCGCUGUUACGUCCUGCGCCUUUACAGAGUUCUCUUGCUGUCCAGAUGGUAAAACUCCUGCCAAGGGUGAAAACUUUGCAGGCUGCGAUGAGCCAGAAAGUCGCCAGGGUUGUGAAAAAUCACAAUAUGGUUGCUGUCCUGAUCGUCGUACACCUGCAGCCGGUCCAAAUGGUCAAGGAUGUGCUGCUUGCACAGCCGAACCCUUCGGUUGCUGUCCGGACAACGAAACUCCUGCUCAUGGUCCUCAAUACGAGGGUUGCUGCAUUAAUUCACGAUUUGGUUGCUGUCCCGACAACAUUCGCCCUGCUUAUGGCGAGAACUUCGAGGGUUGUGAGUGCGAACGUUCGCCCUAUGGUUGUUGCCCUGACCAGAAGACCUCAGCGCGAGGCCCUCAACUGGAGGGAUGUCAAUGCGAAACCACACCGAACGGUUGUUGUCCCGACAAGAUUACUGCUGCUCAAGGACCCAAGUUCGAGGGUUGCCCAUGCGAGACAAUGCAAUUCGGUUGCUGCCCCGAUGGUCUUUCCUUUGCUCGAGGACCACAUAACCAGGGAUGUCAUUGCGCCCAGUCCGAGUUCAAAUGCUGUGAUGAUGGCAAGACGCCAGCAAAGGGACCCAACUUUGAGGGAUGCACCUGCGUUGAGACUCAGUUCGGUUGUUGUCCAGAUGGUGUUACCAAGGCGCUGGAUGAUAAAUUCGGAGGCUGUGAGAAUGUUCAAGAGCCUCCGCAAAAGGCUUGCGGCCUGCCCAAGGAGCAAGGUAGCUGCGGCAACUUUAGCGUCAAGUACUACUUUGAUACCUCCUACGGAGGCUGUGCUCGAUUCUGGUAUGGAGGUUGUGAAGGCAAUGGCAAUAGAUUUGAGACCGAAGCUGAAUGCAAGGAGUCCUGCCAGGAAUAUACCGGACAACAUGUGUGUCUGUUGCCCAAGAGCUCUGGCCCCUGCCAGGUGUUCUCCAAGAAGUGGUACUUCGAUUCGGAUCGCAAUCGUUGCGAAGAAUUCCAAUACGGAGGAUGCUAUGGUACAAACAAUCGUUUCGAUACCCUCGAGGAAUGCCAAGGCACUUGUGCGAUCAGCGAAACUUUACCACCUUGUGAGCAGCCUGAAGAGAGCGGACCUUGCAACGGAAACUUUGAACGUUGGUUCUAUGACAACCAGACCGAUGUUUGUCGUCCCUUCCGCUAUGGCGGCUGCAAGGGCAAUAAAAACAACUAUCCUACCGAACAUGCCUGCAGCUACAGCUGUCGCCAACCAGGAGUGCUUAAAGAGCAAUGCUCAUUGCCUAAACAAACCGGUGAUUGCAGCGAGAAGCAUGCCAGAUGGCAUUUCUCGGAAACAGAGAAGCGUUGCUUGCCCUUCUACUACACGGGUUGCGAUGGCAACAAGAACAGUUUUCCCACAUUGGAAUCAUGCGAGACUCAUUGUCCCCGGCAAGUUGCCAAGGACAUUUGCGAUAUUCCCGCUGAUGUCGGUGAGUGUGCCAACUACGAAUUUGCCUGGUACUACGAUACCAAGGAGACAGCCUGUCGUCAAUUCUAUUAUGGUGGUUGUGGCGGUAAUGAGAAUCGCUUUGCCACCGAAGAAGCUUGUUUGGCUCGCUGUGAGAAGAAACCUGAGCCACCAACGCCGCCGCCAGCGCCAGCAGAGAGCAGUGUGGAUGUCUGUGAUCAGGCAGAGGAUCGCGGCGAAUGUGACCGUUAUACUCUUAAAUGGAUAUUUGAUAAAUCGAGUGGUGUCUGUCGUCAGUUCUAUUAUGGCGGCUGUGGCGGCAAUGGUAAUCGCUUCGAAACCGAAUCUGAUUGUCAGCAACGAUGUGUACCACGAGAACCGGAAGUGCAACCAGAACAUCGUCCACAAGAACCUAAAGCUCAGCCCUCGGGCAACUUAUGUGAACAACCAGCCGCUGUGGGUGAUUGUGACCAGUAUGUACUCAAGUGGAACUAUAACUCAACAGCGGGUCAAUGCCAGCAGUUCUAUUAUGGCGGCUGUGGCGGCAACGACAAUCGCUUUGAGACGGAACAAGAAUGCGCUGAACGUUGUACUGCUAGCGUAGAGGAAGAACCACGUCCCGACGAUAACACGAUCAAGUGCUCUAGACCCUUGGAUGCUGGCAAUUGCAAUGAUAACAUUACACGCUGGUACUAUAACCAUCAGGAAGGACUUUGCGAUGAGUUCGUCUACUCCGGCUGCGGUGGCAAUGAGAAUAACUAUGCCACCGAAGAGGAGUGCGAGAAUGAAUGCAAUGCUGUGCACGACACUUGCGGUCUUCCCCCGAUACGUGGUCGCUGUAAUGACCUCUCACGUCGCUGGUACUUCGAUGGACGCACCGGCGGCUGUCACGAAUUCGAGUUCACCGGUUGCCGAGGCAAUCGCAACAACUUCGUAUCGGAAAGACUCUGCUUGGAGUACUGUCGUCGUGAUCUGGUGCAACCAGAGCCGCAACCAGAACCACAACCUCCAACUUACUCGGUUUGCACACAAGCUCCAGAGGCUGGUGAAUGCGACAAUCAUACGGCAGCUUGGUUCUACGAUAGCGAGAGAAUGGCUUGUACUGCUUUCAGUUAUAGCGGCUGUGGUGGAAACGGUAAUCGAUUUGAAACCCGUGAUCAGUGCGAGCGCCAGUGCGGCGAGUUCAAGGGAGUUGACGUUUGCAAUGAGCCGGUGACAACGGGACCCUGCACUCAAUGGCAGACCCGUUACUACUUCAAUGCCCAAAGCCAAUCUUGUGAGCCCUUCACAUAUGGUGGCUGCGAUGGUACUGGAAAUCGUUUCAAUGACCUCUAUGAGUGCGAAACUGUUUGUUUGGCUGGCCGAGAGCCACAGCAAACGGGUGUGACCAAAGAUAUCUGCCGAUUGCCGGUGGUCAUCGGUCGUUGCAACGGACCGGCAGUACAGGAGCGUCGUUGGUUCUAUAAUGAUGAGCAAGGCACCUGUGUGUCCUUUAUUUACUCGGGUUGUUCGGGCAAUCAAAACAAUUUCCGUUCAUUUGAAGCAUGCACAAAUCAAUGCGGAAAUCCUGUCAACAAUGAAGUUCCACAGGGCGUCCCAGAGAAUCGCUGCGAACAAUACGACAACGAAUGCCGCGAUAGGCGCUGCCCAUAUGGAGUGCGUCGUCAGCCAGCCGCAUCGCAACCUGAAUGCGAGGAAUGCGUCUGUGAAAAUCCUUGCGAUGGCCACUCAUGCCCCGAAACCCAGCAAUGUACCAUUGAUGUGUCCAACAGCGGUGACCAGUUCGUGGCCAUCUGCCGCGAUAUAAACAAGCCUGGCAUCUGCCCACAACUGCAAGCCAAUGCCAGCAACUGCAACCGCGAAUGCUACACCGAUGCCGACUGUCGCGGUGACAACAAGUGCUGCAGCGAUGGCUGCGGAUUCCUCUGUGUGCGUCCAGCACGUCCCACACAACGACCAAACACUCCAGCGCCAACUGUCAUCUAUCCGGGUGAGGUCAAGGCUACAUUGGACCACAAGGAACCUGAGGAACUCGACGUACAGACCUCUAUUGGUGGUAUUGCUGUGCUGCGCUGCUUUGCCGCUGGCAAUCCGGCACCCAAUAUUACCUGGUCUCGAAAGGAUGUGGUGAUUGAUACCAACCAAGGCCGCUAUGUGCUCACCUCUAACGGUGAUUUGACCAUCGUCCAGGUGCGCCAGACGGAUGACGGCACCUAUGUGUGCGUGGCCAGCAAUGGACUCGGUGAGCCAGUGCGUCGCGAGGUUUCACUGCAAGUAACAGAACAACGAAAUAUUCCCGUCUACAUCUAUGGGGAGCCAAAUGUCACACAAAUUGUGCAAUUUAAUCACCCCGCGUUGAUUCGCUGCCCGGCUGGCGGCUACCCGGCACCACAUGUUGACUGGUGGCGCAAUAACAAACGCAUUGGUCUUGGCAGUGAUCCUGGACAGAUGAAUCCCGAUUAUUCGCUGUUCUUCCGCUCUAUUCAGCUCACGGAUCUUGGUGAAUACAGCUGCGAGGCAUACAAUGAGGGACGCCCAGUCUCGUUGCGUGUGACCCUCAAGGCAGUUGGUCCAGCUCGUGCUUUGAAUAAUGAGCAAGCCAAAUACUUGCAAUAUGUUAUUGACCCCGCAACCGCGCCAGUCACUCAAAGACCCACAUAUCCCUAUAGGCCACAACGACCGGUCUAUGUGCCACCUCCGGUAGUGGAAACACCAAGAAUUAAUGCACAAACCGUGAUUGGCCUCGAUCCGCAAAACACCUAUACUCCCGGCUCGACAAUUGCCAUUGGAUGCUCCGUGCAGGGAUAUCCUACACCAAACGUAACCUGGGCCAAGGAUAACACACCUCUUUACAACAGCGAGCGUGUGCAAAUUAUAUCCACAGCGCAUCGUUUGGUUAUUAGCGACGUUAACGCCGAGGACUCUGGCAUCUAUAGCUGCACAGCCCGCAAUGCGUUUAGCUACCAUACUAGCCAAACGGAGGUUCACAUCGAAUCUGUCGUCCCAGUGUCGCCGGACUGUAUCGAUAAUCCGUACUUCGCCAACUGCAAGCUGAUCGUACAAGGAAAGUACUGUGUUAACAAGUACUAUGCCCAGUUCUGUUGUAGAUCCUGCACAUUGGCUGGCCAGAUUGCGCAGGCUCAUCCCAAUGCGCUUUAUUAAUUCCAUACUACAACACUACCAACUACCAAAACCUAUCAAGCCAAGCAUCUUUGUUUGAUUUCUGCAUUGAAUUGAGUUUAAACCAGGAAAAAAGAUGAGCAAGUUCACAAAGCCAGCAGAGAGACCAAAAAAAAAUAAUAAUACAAAAAAUAAACAAAAAACCGCCAAUUUAAUAGCCAACAGAUCAACAAAAAAAACAAAAAUAAGAUACAAAAUCAAAUAAAAUAAUAUUUAAUAAUGAUAAAUAACGAACAGAGCUUACUUAGUAUCCUAUACGAAUAUUUCUUCCAGCACAAAAGAAAAUAGUAUUAGUAUUUUAUGUUUUUGUUCCUAUUUAUUUCUCGAUUUAAAUUCAAUCCAUAGAGACGAAAGUGGCUAAAAAACUUAUUUUCAUUUUAUAUAUUUUUUUAGUGUUUUUUCUAUACGAUAUUUGUGCAAACGAGUAAAGCAAUUUAAGUUUUUAAAAUAUUUGUAAAUAAAUUAAAAUUAUAUAAUAAAGAGAGUGCAUAUGUAUAA
Molecule: messenger RNA, 10016 nt
Organism: Drosophila nasuta
Lineage: Eukaryota; Metazoa; Arthropoda; Insecta; Diptera; Drosophilidae
Gene: Ppn
Product: proteoglycan-like sulfated glycoprotein papilin
Biological process (GO): extracellular matrix organization; transforming growth factor beta receptor signaling pathway
Cellular component (GO): extracellular region
Molecular function (GO): receptor antagonist activity; transforming growth factor beta binding; serine-type endopeptidase inhibitor activity
Source: RefSeq, a predicted model, not a curated record